Messenger RNA from Priceomyces carsonii, 3108 nucleotides. It is a transcript of the gene MAK21, whose product is annotated as RNA-binding ribosome biosynthesis protein. The coding region runs from base 1 to 3108 and encodes 1035 amino acids. Gene Ontology annotation, cellular component: nucleus. The transcript has a single exon. NCBI's taxonomy places the organism in Eukaryota, Fungi, Ascomycota, Pichiomycetes, Serinales, Debaryomycetaceae. The record is from RefSeq and is a predicted model, not a curated record.
AUGGAUGGAUCAAAGCUUAGCUUAACUUCUUUGAAAGAAAAGAUAACAAGCAAGUUGAAGGGAAAGAAACCGGAGAAAGCAAAGGGACCAAGAAAGGGAGCAAACUCAAAAAAUGAUAUCAACUCAAGCAAGACUCAACUGAAUUUGAAAGAGAAAGAUGAUGUAAAUAAGGAGACAGACCACAUGAAGCUUUUACGUAAGGAAGCAAUGGAGCUUGGAGCAAGUCAAUCAGAUUUGGCUUUGAUAGAAGGAAUAGAAGAUAGUGAAGAUAGCGAACAAGAGUUUGAUAAUGAUAGCAAACCGGUUGACAAAGCUUUUGGAUCUGAAUUAUCAAAAUUUAUGGAAAAUAUUGGCUUGAAUAACAGCGAGCCAAUAAUAGUUUCUGAUAAUGAAGAUGAUAUUCCUUCAUUAGUGGAAGACGAAGCAGAAGUCUCAGAUGAAGAAGAAGAAGAGGAAGAGGAAGAAGAAGAAGAAGAAGAAAAGGAAGAGGAAGAAGAAGAAGAAGAAGAAGAAGAAGAAGAAGAAGAAGAAGAAGAAGAGGAAGAAGAGGAAGUGAAAGUUCAAGAAAAAUCUUUAAAGAACCUCAAAAAGGAUCGCGAUAGAGUCGAUGAUGUUGCUUCAGUUAGCUCUGCUAAGCUACAAAUACCUUCUCGUCCAGACUGGUACAAUAAUGUCAAACAAUUGCCGCCUCCUACCCAAAAGGUAGAUAGGUUUGCAAGGGAGAGAUUACUUGAAAGGGCAAAGAACGUGAUUGAUACUGACAAUAAGACCUACUUGAAAGAAUUUACUUCAAACAGUUCCCAAAAGAAAUUCUUGACUCAAAUUUUGUCCGACGGUACUUUGAAUGAUAAAAUUUCUGCAUUGACUUUAUUGGCUCAGGAAGCGCCUUUGCAUAAUUUGAAAGCCUUUGACACUUUACUAGGCUAUUGUGAAAAGAAAUCUAGAAAUGCGUCGUUGCAAUCAAUCAACGCCAUGAAAGAUAUGUUAUUAAAUGGUAUUCUUCCCGAUAGAAAACUUGUAUCUUUUGAUAAACAACCUUUGAGCAAUGAAUUAACAGAUAUUGAAUUGGCUACAUACUUUUUCGAAGACUACUUAAAGAAGUUAUAUUUCAAAUUCAUUUCUAUUUUAGAGCUUUCAUCUCAUGAUCCAAUUGUUUAUGUGAGAAUUAAUGUGAUUAAGCAUACAUUUGACUUAUUGAGAGCGAAGCCAGAACAGGAGGUCAACUUGUUAAAAUUAGGAGUAAAUAAACUUGGUGAUCAAGACAGCAAAGUGGCUUCCAAAACUUCUUAUGAGAUACUUCAGCUAGAACAGGCACAUCCUGCUAUGAAAAAGAUAAUCACGGAUGCUGUGAUUGAUGCCAUUUUCAAGGGCAACAGCGAUUACCAUACAAAAUAUUACGCAGUAGUUACUUUGAAUCAAACAAUUUUAACUAGGCGUGAUAAAGAACUAGCAAACUCACUAGUGAAAACUUAUUUUGCAUUAUUUGAAAAGAUCUUAGUUGAAGGUGAUCUGCACAACACUGAAUCGAAGAAGGAUGAUACAUUGGGUAAAUCGGAACACGGGAGAAAGGACCAUAGGAAAGGAUUCAAACGAGGUAAAAAGGGUGGUAAAUCCGUGAAAGUUGAGGAGAAAUCUGAAAGCGAAGUCGUUCAAGAGAAGAAUGCUAGACUCUUUUCGGCCUUACUAACAGGACUUAAUCGUGCAUUUCCCUUUUCUGAGCUUCCUAAUGAUGUUUUUCAAAGCCACUUAGAGACCUUAUUUAAGAUCACUCAUUCAACAAACUUCAACACAUCAGUACAAGCAUUGGUGUUAAUCCAUCAUAUCAUUAGCAGUCAGAAUUUGAAUCCUGAUAGAUAUUUCCGUACCUUGUAUGAGUCAUUAUUGGACUCAAGGUUAGUCAAUUCUUCGAAACAAGGUAUCUAUUUGAAUCUAUUAUAUAAAUCAUUGAAAAAUGAAAUGGCACAACCAAAGAGAGUUCUAGCUUUUGUUAAGAGAAUACUACAAAUAUCUUCUCAUUGGCUCAACAUUGGAGCAAUAACUGGUAUGCUAUUCUUAUUAAUCGAGUUGCUGAAGCUUUAUCCUCAAAUCCAUGAAUUAAUGGUUGAGAUAUCAUCCCGUCCUGAUUUGUCUGAAGACGAAGACGAGACAAAUAAUGAGAAUAAACCUGUUUCAAAUGAAUACGAUAGCCGUAAAAGAGAUCCCUUAUAUGCUCAUGCGGAAAGAUCAUCGAUGUGGGACUUGGAAAUGUUUUUUACUCAUUAUCAUCCUACAGUAGCCAUUUUUGCUAAAUCUUUAUUAGAUGGAACAGAACAACAGAAGCCAGAUUUAGGAUUAUUCACAUUAGCUCACUUCUUGGACAGAUUUGUUUAUAAGAAUGCAAAUUCAAAACCUAUGACGAGAGGAAGCUCAAUAAUGCAGCCUUUAGGAGGUGCUCAUACAGGAUCCUUGUUAGUCAGAGCUACCAAUAUCAGUAAUCAAGAAGUCCCCGUGAAUGCAGAUAACUGGCUUGAUAAGAGAGCUAUUGAUAUACAACCUAAUGAGCAAUUUUUCCAUCAAUACUUCACGAGCAAGGUUAACAAGAUUAAAUCUGGAAACAAAUUGAAAGAGAAGAAUGACGAUUUCGAGGAGGAAGCUGGAGACGAUCAAGAGGUUUGGGAGGCAUUGGUCAAGUCAAAGCCGGAAGUCGAAAAUGAUAGCGAUGAAGAAGAUUUUGUCAGUGAGUCAGAUUUCAGUGAAUUUGACUACAGCAUGAGCGAGGAGGAGCCUGCUUUGGGAGAUAACAAAGAUCAAGAGAAAGAAAAUGAAGAACAAGCUAGUUUUCUGGAAAGCGAAGCACAAGUCGAUGAUGCAGAGAUAUCAGAUGCAUCGGAUGAUGAUGAAGAAGGUCAUGGCAUGUUUGGAAUAAACUCCGAAGAUGAGUUGAGUGAUUCAGAGCUUCAAAUUGACAUGCUUGACGAAUCAAAUGCUUUGGAAGAAGACAACGAAACUUCAAAGAAACGUUCAAAGUCAGGCAAGACUCAAAGCUCCAAGAGAGCAAAACUCAAAUCUCUUCCAGUUUUUGCUUCUGCUGACGAUUACGCACAAUACAUGAGUUCAGACGAUGAUUAG